Alternaria rosae is the source of this 2880-nucleotide messenger RNA. RefSeq lists its product as uncharacterized. The record is from RefSeq and is a predicted model, not a curated record. The coding region runs from base 221 to 2644 and encodes 807 amino acids. The transcript has 4 exons. Lineage: Eukaryota; Fungi; Ascomycota; Dothideomycetes; Pleosporales; Pleosporaceae.
GCUUGGCUUUGACGACUAUAGACCUAGAUCAAGGCUUUUUGUUGUGGCUUAGGUUCGCGUGCAUGCUUCGAUUUGCUCAGCCCCUACCUAGCCUUGUGGCUCUAGCAUCCCGAUCUCUGGGACUCAUAAGGCUGUGAGUCUGAGCAGAAGCAUAGCUAGACGGCCAUUGCAUAGCCUGAAUAGGGUUAUCUCGCGCAUGCCCAGGCAGUGGUAAACCGCCAUGAGCAAGAAACGAUCGCUCUUUGUGAGAGAAAACCCAAUGUCGUCACUGGACCUUGGAUAUCAGCUGCCCGAGAAGCCCAGCAAGCGAGGGACUCUCUGCAGAGAUGGACAUGUCUUUACGUUCAAGGAGAGCGAUAUCAUGACCCGAGCAACCGAAUACGAGAAAUACAGCAAAGGCGGUAUCAGCUUGACCGGUCUACCCAAGUUCGACGACCUCAAAAAUUACGGCAUCUCCUCAGCCACGGAGAAGCACCUCUGGUUACUAGAGAUACGGCGAUUGAGAGCAGACGCAGCCUCCGAAGAUGCGUUAAUCUUCAAUAGCAAUGGAAUUUUCGACCGGACAGACUCAACGACAUUCGAGAACCUCUCAAACCUUGCGGAUCAAAUCACAUGCAACUUCUCAAUCAUAGUUCACGACAACGCUCUCCACAUCCUCGAGCAUUGCCGCUGGAUCGGAACUCUUUCGACAGCAGUUCGAAACUUCAAAGGCGCUAGAACGCGACUCACGACCCGAUUUGAACAAGACGAGGAAAAAGUGAGGGCUCGUCGCCCAAAGCUGCUCGAAGAUCCAGAAGCGAACCGGAAGGUAUACUUCGCACUUGUCGAUUAUAUUACAAGCCACGUCGCUAGACUCGUGGUUCGCUCUGCAACAAGCGACUUUUGGAACAACCAUUCCCUCGCUAUCUUGGCUAAAUGGUCCGCUAAGCUGAAAAUUCUAUCGUACAACCCUGCUCAGUAUUCCUCUCUUUCUCUGGAUGCUGCUGAAGACUUACUAGCGCGGAUGACCGAUAGCGAAGCGAAAGAAAACCUGAAAGUGUUAAAGGUCCGCGCUACGGAUGUGGGCCCCGAAAGCAAGGACGACCUCGAUAUCGACUCGCAAGCCGAAGCGGACAUCACAGGUUACUACUUCCAAGACCACAACGGGCUGCAAGUAAGACUAGCCAACCUCUUCAAUUAUGCAGCGUUCGCAUUGUAUGCGUCGGAGAAGACGGGUAAUCCGCCCAACUGCUUCGAGGUGUGCACACUGGUAUACGAGACGGGUCUCGAACGAAGCUUGACAGUGAUAUCGAACGACCGCCGAGGAGACGUAGCCGCAACCUCCGAUACCACACAUGUUACUUGCAGCUACACCGCCUUCCAAAAUCUCAUGAAGAACGUUGAGCUUCUCAAGUCGGAGCGUCAACCGCCCCGCGAUGAUACGCGUGAGCAAACAAACAUCCGCUGGCAAUGGGCGGAGGGUAUACAAGGCACGAUUUCGCCAGUUCAAAACUUCCGUACAUCACGGUUCGACGACAUCGUAUCCAUUAUGGUGCCCCUAGCAUUGACUGACCCACAUACUGGGAUUGAACUCGGUAACAUGCUAGACUUUGCGACGGGCAACAGCGAGGAAGAAGACCCCGUGAUACAAUUUGAGCGGAAACAUUUUACGGCCAAAUUUGUCGUCACGACUGCGGCAUGGCAAGACAAACAGCAUAAGCUUAAAUUCGCCAACGCCGCUCAUGGGCCUGAUCUGGAUGUUCUUCCCGUAUCGAGAAGUCCACUGAGCAGAACAAUUCGCGCCGGCACCAGCUUUGCGGACAUCUUGAACUCACCGUUAGAACAAACGAAGACUGAUCUUGCAUCAUCUGGUAGUAUACCGGAGAGUCCAAAUCGAAGCAACGCCUCAAAGCAAAAGUCAGCAGAGAUACGUAUGAACGGUUGGAUCAUCUCUGAGCUGACAGUAACACUCAAAUGUUACCGCUACGUCUAUACUAUCCUAACGUUGUGUGUCCUGCUUAUCUGCGGCGCGACCGCGGUCCCGUUUUCCGUGCAGAACCGGCUCAAAGGCGUCGACCCAUUCAACAUCACCACAUUCGCAUGGCUACUCGCCGGUUUCAUUCUCGUGGUAGCAAAGUCGCGCUAUGUCUGCGAAUGGCCAUGGCAUGACUUCUUACGGGGACGCGUGAUAUGCAAGUCGAUCAAAGAGGUGGCAGAGGUGACCGGAAUCGAUGAUCAGCUGAUCCUAACGAGCUUACUCCACAAUGAGAGAGACACUGCACUCAUAACAAAAGGCCCAUAUAAUGGCAUGUUCGAGAGACGAGCCGAAUCGGGGAACGAGGGUUUCAGUAUUGAUGUCCCAUGUCAGCUAUCGACGAUGCUCGCCAGCGGGUUCAUUGUUCUGAAAGUUUUGUCGUCAAAGGGCGAAAGAUUGAUCUGUCUGGACGUAAGGAAAGGUUCAGAGUGGGAAUCUGGGGCGGCGAUGAGACAUGCUCAUUUGGAGUAUCUGACGUGCAUGGAUCUGGAGGAUAAGAGCGAUGUCGAGGAAGAGGCUCAGCAGCAUCUUGAUGGCACGGGCAGGAAGAAGAUCUUGAGGCUUAGCAGGGUUUACUUCAUGUGGACGAGGGUGCUAGGUGUGUACAUCAAAGACUCGUUGUUCGGUUAGUUCGAUAGUGCUCGAUGAUAGGAUUAAGUCGUUGAGGUGGCAAACAGCCUCGGUUGCAAGACAAGCGAUGAUCCACAGAUAAGCUUCCUAGCAACCGAGGCCUAGAAAUGGUAUCACGGUAAACCCACACCUUCUUGUUACCGGCACACCAUGAAGUACACAAACUUCAGAUUCGCUGCCAGGUCCGGAAGUCUCGAAUGCGCGGACGAAGUACCUUUUUAGAUCUUGCAUCGAGG